Molecule: messenger RNA, 321 nt
Organism: Fusarium graminearum PH-1
Lineage: Eukaryota; Fungi; Ascomycota; Sordariomycetes; Hypocreales; Nectriaceae
Exons: 3
Coding region: 1-321 (106 amino acids)
Source: RefSeq, a predicted model, not a curated record
AUGCUCCGUAUACCGGCCUUCAGGGUCUACGGCCCCGCAAGAAACAUUCCGGAAUGGUGGAUCUUCAACGGCCGCGCCAAGACCAUUAACGAAAACAAGGGUUCUGGUGCAAAGACGAUUGUUGCAUCAUCGGCAAGAGUUUUAGUGACAGAAUAUGGUGAUGUGGCUGUAGGAGUCAAGAUUGUCGACAAACAGGCCUCAGAUCAUGGCACAUCAAUAGCCAAUGCAGCUCGACGUUUUAAGGCCAGCCUCAGAGAUGAACCUAACCACCAAGAACCAGCAUCGAGAUAUCUGUCCGAAACCUCUACAACCUCGGCCUAA